Molecule: messenger RNA, 1701 nt
Organism: Lottia gigantea (owl limpet)
Lineage: Eukaryota; Metazoa; Mollusca; Gastropoda; Lottiidae
Exons: 11
Biological process (GO): SRP-dependent cotranslational protein targeting to membrane
Cellular component (GO): signal recognition particle, endoplasmic reticulum targeting
Molecular function (GO): 7S RNA binding; signal recognition particle binding; endoplasmic reticulum signal sequence receptor activity
Source: RefSeq, a predicted model, not a curated record
CUUCCAGUUUUGCAUUUGAUAAAGGAGGCACAGCAACAACAUGGUUUACGUCAUGGAGACCACCAGCGCUAUAGGUCUUAUUGUACCAGAAAAAUACGCCGCUUGCGUAAAUCUCUUCAUUUUACGCAAGGCACCAAACAUAAGGUAGCACCCAAAAAGAUAACACCAGAAAUGAUGAAUGAUGAAAGAUAUUUGCACUUACCAAUAUUUGAAGCUGAAAGGGCUUGGGGAUAUGCCAUGCAGCUGAAAUCUGAGUCAAACACUGAACCAAGAAAGAAGUUUCACAUGGUGUCGAGGUUGAAAAAAGCUUUACAGCAUGCAAGUGAAUUACUCAGAUUGUGUGAAAGUCCUAAAUGUGAUGCUAGGACAAAAUUAGAGUGCCAGGCUUACCAUGCAUGGAUUUUAGGGGGUUUACAGUUUGAAACAGAUAACUGGCAGAAAGCUAUUGAUGCUUUUAGUAAUGCUAAAACUAUUUAUGAAAAGUUAUCAACUGCAUUUACUGAAGAUAUUCAAGUCCUGUACCAACAAAGAGUAGAGGAAAUAUCUCCUAAUAUAAGAUACUGUGCUUAUAAAAUAGGAGAUGAAUCUGCUUUAAAAGAUUUACAGAAUAUGCGGCUAAAAUCUGGAGAAGACCAACUUAUUUCUAAAUUAGAUGAUUUACUCAUACAAACAAGAGAAAAACAGGCUUCAACAUUGUCAGAGAUAACAUGGAGAGGAAGAACUAUUCCUAUUAAGAUAGAAGCUGUUCGUAACUUUCUCCUCAAUUUACAAGAUAGUUCUACAGAGUUAAAUUCAGCAGAGGGUUCAGAGAGUAAAUUGUCUAUAUAUGAAUCAUUAUUUAAACAAUGUAUAGAUGCUCAACAGACUUUGAGAGAUGUGUUACAGGAAGAUCCAGUAACUGCUAUACGAGGUCAAGCUGUAGAAGGAAAGAUCAGUAAUAAUCAUUACCUACAUACUUACUUGUCAUUUAUUAAAUUAACUAAAACUAUUGAGAGAAACCUCAUCUUAAUAGAAUGUGCUAAGGAGAAUUUACCUGGAGUUCAAGUUGAUGAUAAUAAGAAAAUAACUAAACCUCAAGAUAUGGUUCGGUUAUAUGAUAUAAUUAUACAGAAUUUGAGUGAAAUACCUAAUUUAAAUGGAUUAGAAGAUGAUACAGAUUUAGAAGAAGAGAUAAAUACAAGAGUUUUAGGAUAUAAAGCAUUUAGAACAUUCUAUAUUGGUAAAUCUUAUGGAAAUGGUAUGAAAUGGACUGAGGCAAUAGCAUUAUAUCAAAAAUCAUUAGAAUACAUCAAAAAAGCUCUGGAAGGAUAUAAAAAAUUGAAAGGACAAGAAAUAUUUAAGCUAGAAGAAUUAAGAAAAGAAGUAAAUGGUGUGGUUUAUUCUUGUCAUGCUUCUAGUAUAUUAACUACUUCUGAUAGUCCAGAAUUACUUCAACCUUCUACAUCUGGCAAUUUACAACAUGUGCCUUUAGAUGAAAGAUUAGAUGAAUAUUUUGAAGAUAAAUCACUACUGAGUAAAAAACCGACUAUAGCUAAAUUUCCUCCUGAGUUCCAACCCAUACCAAGUAGACCAUUAUUCUUUGAUUUGGCUUUAAAUCAUGUAGAAUUACCAUCAUUAGACCAAAAAUUGAACCAAAACCUGGUUGGUGGUGGAUCUGGCAUCACUGGAUUAGUCAAAGGAUGGUUUUGGGGCAAAAAGUAA